This is a messenger RNA of Oncorhynchus masou masou (cherry salmon), 3786 nucleotides long. It is a transcript of the gene shisa9a, whose product is annotated as shisa family member 9a. The transcript is spliced from 4 exons. Gene Ontology annotation, cellular component: dendritic spine membrane; postsynaptic membrane; AMPA glutamate receptor complex. Bases 380 to 2356 code for a protein of 658 amino acids. NCBI's taxonomy places the organism in Eukaryota, Metazoa, Chordata, Actinopteri, Salmoniformes, Salmonidae. The record is from RefSeq and is a predicted model, not a curated record. Gene Ontology annotation, biological process: regulation of AMPA receptor activity; regulation of short-term neuronal synaptic plasticity.
CUCCAUCGACUCCUGUGUGUGAGAGCGUGCUGAUGGAUGUGAGAAGUGAAGUAUCCUAGAUUUGAUAACAUCAUGGAAUUAUUUUUCUAAGAACACCUGUAGAAAGAUUGUGCACUGGGGAACUAUUCUAAGAAGGACAAUAUCCAUAUAAAUGCAACGUUUUAUUUGGGAAAAAUAACAACAAAUGGUUAUCUUUACCUUCAUGGAUGUCGAGGACAUUAGUGAAAACAAUCUCCAACACUGAUGGCAGUGUUCUGCAAUUUGCAUCUAUGUUUUUGGACUUUUCAUAAUACCAAGACCGUAAGCUCUUCUUCUUCUUCUUCGGGUGUCUUCUGAAAUGCGUUAGAGGAGCUGAAAGGAAGGGGAGAAGGACAACACUAUGAGGGGGAAAUACUUUCUGCUCGGUUACUUGUUGGUCAAAGUUAUAGCGCUGGUCUGCAAGGCGGACGGAGAACCAGGACAACUGGAUGGCUUUGUCAUGAUGACGACCUCCAACGGAUCUAGGGAGGACGAGGGCGCAGGCUUCUCAGAGCCCCCACACACGGAGGACCGGUGCCGGGGAUACUAUGAUGUGAUGGGCCAGUGGGACCCGCCGUUCGUUUGCAAAACGGGCGAUUAUCUGUAUUGCUGCGGCACCUGUGGCUUUCGGUUCUGCUGCUCCUACAAGACCUCGCGGCUGGAUCAGAGCACCUGUAAAAACUACGACACUCCGGUGUGGAUGAUGACAGGUCAAACCCCGUUUAAGAAAAAUGACCUCCGGCACGACCCCACCAAAGAUAAAACUAAUUUAAUCGUGUAUAUAAUCUGUGGAGUAGUCGCUAUCAUGGCACUUGUUGGGAUAUUCACCAAACUCGGCCUGGAAAAGGCGCACCGACCCCAGAGAGAGAAUAUGGCUAGGGCUGUCCAAAGCGUGUUACAGGUCGGCUGUCCAGGUGAGCAGUUCCAGGGGGAGGACACCCUUGGCAUGCAGGCACAGCACUAUGACACAAGGGCCAACAACCUCCAGGGAGGUCAGAUUAACAACACCGUGGGCCAGCCACACCCCUACCCUGCUUUGAGCCAGCUGGCUCAUGUCUAUGAACAGCAACAAACUGGGAAGGAACUCAACAAGUAUGCCUCGCUCAAGCUCGUCGCGGCCAAGGCCAACGGUGACUUCUACAACAAGCGGCGUCUGAUGGUGGAACUGCCAUCUGAAGGCGGCCUCCCCCUCCAACACAUGAACGCCAUGCGACCUAUGAACGCCAUGACCAACAACCCUAUUUCCCACAACCCAAUUAAUAACCCCACCAUGACCCACAAUCCAAUGAACAACCCUAUGGCCCACAUCAACCCCACUGCCCACAUCAAGCCCAUGGCCCACAACAACCCCAUGGCCCACAACAACCCCAUGGUCCACAACAACCCCAUGGCCCACAACAACCCCAUGUCUCACAACAACCCCAUGGCCCACAACAACCCCAUGGCCCACAACAACCCCAUGGCUCACAACAACCCCAUGGCCCACAACAACCCCAUGGCCCACAACAACCCCAUGGCCCACAACAACCCCAUGGCUCACACCAACCCCAUGGCCCACAACAACCCCAUGACCCACAACAACCCCAUGGCCCACAACAACCCCAUGGCCCACAACAACCCCAUGGCCCACAACAACCCCAUGGCCCACAACAUCCCCAUGGCCCACAACAACCCCAUGGCCCACAACAUCCCCAUGGCCCACAACAAUCCAAUGGCCCACAACAACCCAAUGGCCCACAACAUCCCCAUAGCCCACAAUCCCAUUAAUCCCAUCAGCCCCCUGGGCUCUCUGGGCCCAGAGCCCGUGGCCACCUACAUCACAGAGAUGCCCAGCAGCUUGCCCAUUCUAUCCAGCACCCACCAGGGCUCCACCAUGCCAGCUGCGCCCAAGCAGAACGCACAGAAGCCCCAAAGACUCAGCAGCAGUGGCUGUGGUGGUGACAGAGUCAGUAAUAAAGGUUCAGGAGCCAUGACUAUGUCCAGCAUGACUAGAACAGGGACUUUCCCGGGGCCUCACCGCCACACCGGGACGGUUCCCGGGCCUCACCACCAACAACAACACCACCACCAACAUCAAGAGCAACAACACCACCCACUGGCCUACAGCUCCAACACCAUCGCAGCCCCCAGGGGGAUGGUGGGAGGGGUGGGUCUGAAGGGCUGGGACGGGACUGAGACGGUAGGCAGGAGGAAGGGUUACGGCUCCAAGAGGCCCCAGUGUACUGCGGAGCAGAUCAACAAGCUGCACAGUCAGUCCCGCUCCCAGAGCCACAGUCAGCACUUCCUGCCCACUCAGCCUUACUUUGUGACCAACAGUAAGACGGAGGUAACUGUGUGAGAGAGUGGGAGAAGGGGACGAAGGUUGCCCAAAGCAGAGUCACCCAAUAGACAAAGAGGGAGAGGACAGAGAUGGUGGUGUGUAAGGCCCAGGUUGUUUUGUGUCUUUCUGGGAGCGGGGGCCAGAACAGUGCAUCCUGGUGGUGUGGCAGUGUGCUUGCGUGUGCCGUCCAGUAUGAGUGUGUAACUGCACAUGUGACUGUCAGUCAAUCCUACACAGAUCCUCAGUCAGAGGGCAAAGGGGGCGGGAUUGUAUAACCAUGGCAACGUCCAACAGAAGUAUCAAAUUCAUUGUGUGUGUUAUAAUAUCUCCUGUGUAAUGACAACAUUAUCGACCAAUGACAGUGAAACGUGAAUCCAGCAACAGCAAAAGGAAACAUGAGAUUGCCAUGGAUUGCAUUACCAAAUCUGACAAGCAAUAUGAGAUCUAUGGACACCACAACAGCUGGGGCUAAAACAUUGAGCAGGGAAACGACAAACUGUGGGGAAAGGAAAAGACAUUCAUUAAAGAGGCUCUCUCCUACAAAGCCAUUGAAUCAGCCACAGUUUUGGGGUUAUGGGAUAUGGCUACGAACAUUAUGGGCUUUGUUCUGUGCUUGUAGCCUUGAGAAGUCUCUUGGUCAUCAACACAGAGAAUGGAGGCUGUUGUCCUGUAUAUUUGAUGUAGAGUACUUGAUCACAGCUGACCCGAAGGCAAGGAGGCUGAAGCAUCAUCUAGAGGAUAGUACUGUACUCCUGAAAGACACAUUAGUCCCAAUGCUGUUCUCACAUAGAAUCAGAGAGAAUCUGUGAUCCAAUAUUUAAAGAUGUGACUACAGACCAUGGCCAUCUGUAGUGAUACCAGCAAGCUUUUAUAUUCCCCUUUUUCUCUCUCUUUCAUUCUCUCUAUCCCUCUGAGAAAAGGCAACCUUCAGGUAAAGACAAGGUAAAGAGAGAGAAAGUGGUUCUGAAUUGGUUUUGUUCUACAGUGUAUGGCGAGGCCCUUGAUAAGAACUAUGAAACCCGAUUGAGAGAUAUCCCUCACCUGUAUUAUUGCGACACAGUAUUGUGAUUUAUAUAAUGUACCAACAUUUGUAUUUCUGUUUGUAUUUUUGUAUGACUGUGUCCUCUUGACCUUUGGCCAUCUCUUCACUCUGGUGUUUGUGGAAAAUACUGUUGCUAGGGCAUCCAAAUAUAUAAUGGUCUAAAAGUAGAAGAUAAAACCUCUUCAAGCAAAUCGAACAGUAAAAUCUAUACAAGCUGAAUUUAUAGUCCCAUUUCAUCCUACAGAAAGCAUACUGCAUUCAUGUACUUAUUGUAAACAUCCCCCAUGUAUUUCUGAUUGUAAACAUCCCCCAUGUGUUUCUGAUUGUAAACAUCCCCCAUGUGUUUCUGAUUGUAAACAUCCCCCAUGUGUUUCUGAUUGUAAAUAUCCCCCAUGUGUUUCUAAUU